This is a messenger RNA of Phycodurus eques (leafy seadragon), 4415 nucleotides long. RefSeq lists its product as uncharacterized. The transcript has 2 exons. Gene Ontology annotation, cellular component: chromosome. The coding region runs from base 5 to 3673 and encodes 1222 amino acids. Gene Ontology annotation, molecular function: chromatin insulator sequence binding. Gene Ontology annotation, biological process: regulation of transcription by RNA polymerase II. The record is from RefSeq and is a predicted model, not a curated record. Lineage: Eukaryota; Metazoa; Chordata; Actinopteri; Syngnathiformes; Syngnathidae.
GUCCAUGCGAGGGGUGCAUGGGGGGAAUAUGGCCGCCAUAUCCCCACCGGAGUCUUCGGAACGACACAACUCCCCGGCGGAGGAAGUGCAAACAUCAGGGGGGAGGACAGACACCGUGGAACUGGAAAACACAUCCGAGCAGACGGAAGAAAACACAUUUAAUCCAUCGCGGGAGCGUCAUAGUAGCGGGCACAGCGGUAACAACGGCGCUUCCUUGCCCAGCCGUUCUAAGGUUAUUGAGUCGGGGGCUGGAGGCGACCAAACAUGUAAUUCAUCGGAGCCAAAAAUGGCCGAGUCACCGGGAGACGAGCAGCGGCCCUUUGACUGCCCCGAGGACGACGACGGUGAAGAGGCUCACUCCCACACGGAAGAAAAUAUUUCAGAGACAAAAGCUAAAGUCCUUCCUGGUGCAAAGGAAAUUGAUGAGAAGGUUGAUCAACCGAGCUCUGAGAAUCCAGUAGAAGAUGUGGACUCAAUAGAGUAUGUGGUUGAAGACCACGGUGAGGGUGACAAAGGGCGGGACACCAAUUCAGCAUCUAAGCCAAAAAAGAGUCGCAUGGUGUGCAAGGAGUGUGGAUUAUCCUUCUCCCGCCGUGAGAUGUUCUACCUUCACCGCCACAAUCAUGCACGCAAGGAUGAAAUCGUUCCCCUCACCUGUAAAGUAUGCAGCCUUUCCUUUAAGGACCGUCGCAGCCUCAUAAAGCACAAACAUGUGCAUAAAGAGGAGGAGGAGGAGGAAGAGGAGGAGGAAGAAGAGGAGCCCACAUUUGACGAGGAAGAUCGUUUUCAGUGUGCAGCGUGUGAGAAGGUUUUCCCUACGGUGCAAAAACUGAGGGUUCACCAGUGCAACGAUACAGAUGACAAGCCUUAUCACUGUUCACUGUGCCGCAAAGAGUUCCAGUUAAGGUGCUCUGUCGCCAUGCACAUGCUGACCCACUCGGAAGAGGACAGCUGGACGUGCGAGGAGUGCGGUCGAAGGUUCCGGGACUACAAGAGAUUGCGCUGCCACCAGCGAUGCCAUCCGGUCCUUAAACCCUACGAAUGUCCGGAGUGCGGCAUGGCCUUCAGAUACAGUUCUGUCAUGGAAGACCACCGGCGCAAGCACAGCGACCAACUACGCUCUUACCUGUGUACCGUAUGUGGUAAGACCUUCAAGUACAGCAGUCUCCUUCAACAGCAUCAGUAUCUGCACACCGGUGAGAAGCCCUUCCGCUGUCCUGAAUGUGGUAAGAAAUUUGCCUUUGCUCAAAAUAUGAGGGCACACUGUCGCCAACAUAGACUGCAUCAAGCGCAUCCUCUCUCUACUCCCCUCUCUACUGAGCAGCCCAGCAAGCAGACACCUGUGUCUGCACCGGAGACGGUGCAAGUGGUGCAAAGGAAAGAGAAUGCACACCAGAGUGACGAACCAAAACGCACUUUUAACUGUCCCCUUUGUCCCCAGACAUGCAGCUCGCCAGCCGCCCUGAGAGCCCACAUGCAUUUUCACGAGGUGGAGUAUGAGUCACAGGAGAGAAGAUUCCAGGCGCCCCCAGAGAUUAAAAAGGUUUGGGACAAAGGGUACACCUGUCCACACUGCCCAUGUACGUACCGUGAUGAGAUAAGUUUAAGAUUACACAUAUUUAAAACCCAUAAGAGCGUAGCGCAAGAUUGGAACAAAGUGUCAAUUUCCCCACAAAAAGAGUUGAGCGCCCUAAUCAGUGAAAAUCUGCAGACAAAGUUCAAAAGUGAUGACGUAGGUAUUAAGCCAUACAAGUGCCCUGAGUGUGGAAAAAUGUUUCGCCAUCGCUCAGUGUUAGAGCUGCACAUGCGCAUACAUUCCAAGGACAAGCCUUACCAGUGCAACGUGUGUGGCAAAGGCUUUCGGUUCAGCAGCUACUUACAGCAACAUAUCAUCAUCCACUCGGGCCAGAAGCCUCACAAAUGUCCUGACUGUGGGAAGGAUUUUGCUUUCCUGCAGAACAUGAGAACCCACCAGAAGCUGCAUCAGGAAAAACCCUUCCGCUGCACCAGCUGCCGCAAAGGCUACAGCGACGAGACGCAACUGCAGCACCAUAUGCUCUCUCAUAACGGCGACAAGCCCCACAAAUGCAACCUCUGCAAUAAGAGCUUUGGCUUGGCGUAUCUGCUCCGCGACCACCUGAACACGCACACAGGAGAGCGACCCCAUCACUGCAGCGAGUGCGGCAAAUCUUUCUCCUGGUUAAGCAGCUUGUUAGUUCACCAGAAGAUCCACACUCGCAAGAAUUUUAGUCCACUUAAUUCUGUCCCCGCUGGUGGAAGGACGAGAGGCAGAGGGAGCAGGGGGAGGAGAGGGGGAAGGCUGAUGUGGGGGAUGUCUCGAACAGUAGGAAGGCCUCCCCUUUAUCCCGUCUCAGGGGACCUUUCACAAUCUUCCAUGAUCUCAUCUCAAGAGGACUUUCAAGUGAGGAUGCAGAAAGUGUUGCUUUCCGAACUACAACCUCCACCUGUCCGGUGGGAGGUGGAUGGUGACGGGGUCAUACCAGUCCCUUUAUCACAGCAGACAGAGCUGUUCGACAGCUCGCCACAGCUGAGUCGAGAGCGCGCGCCCUCCCUUGUCGGCUCCCCUCAGAAAGCUGGCCCCUCUGGAAUCGACGAGAUUGCGAAACAUGGGCACCCCACAGCCACAACAUCAACUUCCUAUGGUUCUUUUUACCAUGACUCUCGUGGGGCGUCGUCCUUCGUAGAUGGUGCAGUGUUGUGGAGCGGCCAACCUCCUCUGCUGAGUUAUCCAAACAAGCUCGGCCCAGAGCUUCAGUCGCCGAGAUGGCCGGGUGCUCCGGUGUCAAAACAGGAGACGUUCAUGCUUCCUGUGAAAGAGGACGGCAAGGUGUGGGAUCCUCAAGCAAUACCGUUGACUGUUAGCCAGCCUGACAAGCUCUGGACAGAAAGUGAGUCACAAACGCAGACAGUUUCAGGUGUAACAGGUGCACCAUCCUCAGCUCAGAUAGACCAAAGCAUCCCCAUCCCAGUAUCCACUGCUGUUGGUCAUGGGAUAGGUAGCACUUUGUGGGGCAUUCAAGCACCACUGGGGACUUCAAACACAAUGACCUCCCCUCAGACACUAGUGAACAGUCAAGACUUCCAGCUACAGCAGAAGCAGGUGGCUGCUGCUUGGGCCAAUGUACAGAAUCAGACUGCAACACAGAAACUUCCCAUCUCCAUCAAUCCCUUUCCCCAAGCCGUCGGCACUACAGUUUGGGGCUUCCAAAAUAAUCCAGUGUGUCCUCAGGUGCUUUUCACUGGGCAGCUCAAACCUGGGAGCGGCCAGGACCUGCAGCAGCACCCCGUGGUCACGGCCAAUCAGAUUAUCCUAAACCAGCCGUCUCCAUUUUUCUCUCCGGCGCUCGCCACGCUCCCGACCCUGGCUUUGCCCGGUCCGCACUCUCUUCACACCGUCUCUGUAGGUGCGCUGUCGAGACCGCCGCUCCCAAAUAUUUUCUUCACCCCACAGGCUGUCCUGGCUGAGAGGCCCCCCGUGCCACAAACCCCGGCCCUACCUCAGCUCGUCCCGCAGACCGAAGCUCACAAACUCGGAGCCCGUUUGCCUUUUGCCCCAAAACGGCUCUUUCAGUGCAUGGUAUGCGGCUGCUCUUUUCCACGAGAGCUGGAUCUACAGUUGCAUUACUUGCAACACGCACAAGGAGAAGUUUGACAUCGCAACGGUAGCAGCGCAACUUGUUUAUGUAUUUGUUACUUUUUGUAUUCUGUUGAACCUCAUUGCUAUGACGCUCACUUGUGCAUCUUGACCAUCUUAUUUGGAUGGGCAUUAGAAGCCACAAAAAAACUCGAGUUUGGCUGCACACUUUUUAAAUUGUACAAUUUAACUCUAAAGACUACAGAUGCUGUUGUUUUGGUUAUAAACAGUAGUUGUUUCACAUUUAAAAAAAAAUGCUUUUAAUAUGUGGGUUGAACAACUUCUAAAGGGUUUGGACCAAUCGACCAUUUCAGUAACUGCCAAUAACAAGAUUUAAAAAUUUUGUUUUAAUUUGUAAAUUUUUGGUCCUGUGUAGAACCAUCUGAAAGGUUUAUUUCAUGUACAGUAUACUGUGUGCCUUUGAAUACCGUCUGCAUGUCUGCUUCGUUGGUAUUCUAGGCCUUGUUUAUUCGUAAAGUAGACUGAACAAUUAUCUUACUCCUCACUGAGUAAACAGAACUGUCCUCCAUAUACACUAAAAUACUGUAUAUGGAAAGAAUGAAGUACAGUACAUUGGCGAUGAAAAGUCUGCACACCCCUGUUGAAAGGCAAGGUUUUGCAUAGUAAUACGAUCAAGACAAAGGUUUCAAAUCUAUUUCUACCACUAUUAUGAGCUAUAGCCUGUGCAGCUGAAUUUUAACAAAUAUAUUUUCUAGAGGUGAAGUGAAAAAAAAAAAGUUAUUGUGGUUUCACAAGUGUG